This is a messenger RNA of Miscanthus lutarioriparius, 939 nucleotides long. The record is from the annotation of a GenBank genome assembly. Lineage: Eukaryota; Viridiplantae; Streptophyta; Magnoliopsida; Poales; Poaceae.
AUGGCUUCUUCAAAGAGGAGAGCGGAGGUGUUGCCAGCGGGGACAAGAAGGAUCUAUUCCAUGUUGUCCACAAGGUGCCCGCCGGUGACAGCCCCUUGUGGAGAAGCAACCGGAUAUGGCAAUUGUGUGGUUCUGGAAGGCAAUCAACUCAGGGGACAGGGUGGACAGUGCCCUGAAGGACAUGGCCGUGGUGAUGAAGCAGCAGGAUCGUUCACAGGAGGCAAUCGAGGCCAUCAGAUCCUUCAGGCACCUUUGCUCCAAGCAGGCUCAGGAAUCCCUCGACAACCUCCUCAUCGAUCUCUACAAGAAAUGCGGAAAGUUGAGGAACAGAUUGAGCUUCUGAAACAGAAGCUGAAGAUGAUAUACUUUGGUGAGGCCUUCAAUGGGAAGGCGACAAAGAAAGCACGAUCCCAUGGCAAGAAGUUUCAGGUCUCAAUCCAACAAGAGACGUCUCGCAUUCUGGGCAAUCUUGGCUGGGCUUACGUGCAGCAGAACAACUUUGAAGCCGCUGAAUUGGUGUACCGCAAGGCACAAACUAUUGAGCCUGGUGCCAACAGGGCGUGCAACCUUGGACUGUGCCUGAUUAAGCAGGGUAGGCAUGAGGAGGCACGGCAAGCACUCGAGGAUGUUCGACUACGUAGAAUCUAUGGAACAGAAGAUGAAAAGGUGGUCGCCCGUGCUGAGCAGCUUCUCCGCGAACUAAACCCAUUGAAGUGUGUUUCAUCGCCAUUCGAAGUUGGCCUCGGUGUCCAUGAAGAGAUCAUUGGUAAACUAGACCUUGUGAUGAAUGAGUGGACGCCAUUCAGUGUCACCCUUGUAGAAGUUUUUGUUCAUAUACUGGGUGCGGGGGAUGGGGGUGUGACAAUUUCCUCAAACAGUGGACAAAUGUUCGUGCAUGUCCUGAACUUGUACAGGAUGCAAUUGGCUGUUGUGAACUGA